AUGAUGACGGCGCUGCGGAAGAACAGCUCGGCGGAGGAUGCGUUCCUUCCGUCGAGUAGUGCAUCCGGUAGUGGUCUCAAGAAGCAUCGCAAGAAAAAGAAAUCAAUUGCUGAAGCACAAUCAAACCCUGUGUUUGUAAUAUCUGCGGAUCCAUCAGGCCCUUCUCCGAGCACUUCUCCAAAACCAGCACAAAAACGGAAAAAGCGAAGUUGGAGAGGUGAAAGUGCAGCCAGGAAGUUGAGUGAGGCACUUCCAGCAGCACUUCGGAGUCCGACUCAAAUACUGAAACGAACGAAAAAACCAUUGGGACCAAGUCUAAGUUGGGAUCCAGAACAUAGAAGUAGAUCACCAUCAAUGACAAGAAGUCGGGUACAUUCGGAUGGAAGUUCUGAAACAGGAGGAAUAGUAGAUGGAAAACCUCAAGAAGAGGAUGGAGGAAUUGUUGAAGAACCAAGAUUUGAGCUGGAGCUUACAUGUGUACAUUGUGCAAUGGCUGCAGAUUAUAGGAGACGAAUGUUAAAGACAGAAAUCGAAAGCGCCGUUAUGAGAUUGGCACGUCGUCUUGGAAAUGGACGGAGUGGAUGGAGAGAUGAUAGUCCAUCUUCAUCAAAUGUUUCAAAUCAAUCUUCGACAGGAACAGGAAUAACAACUCUUCAUAGGCAUACUAUAUCAUCACAUCAUAGAGGAACAACUCCAGAUAUUGUAGUUUCAUCGAUUAGUUCAGAUGAGGAAGAUCACAGUGUUGACAGAUAUACAAGUUCUGAGCUGGGAAAUUCAUUGCAGACAUCUGAGGCAAGCUCUCCCGGAUCAUCAGCUUGCACAAGUCCGAAUCUACCUCGUAAUGGGAACGAAAUGACAUUUGAUAGUCCGGGUUCUGAUCAGUUAACACCUCCAUCACCUCUACGUCUUCAGCCUCCUUCACUUCUUUCACCUUACCCUGAUUCCGCAUCUCCACCACGAUCGAACUCAGUUGAUUUAUCAACUCUUCGAAGAGACAUUGAAUUACUUUCUGUAUCAUCAGGGGAUUCAGACAUAGCAUCAGAUACAGAUUUUGAGCCACCCACUCCUGCAGAAUCAAUUCGAACGUUUCGUUCAAAAAGUCACGAUCCUACAACCAGUGAUUCGGUGUUACGACGACCCAGUCGAAUUAUACACCUUUCCGAACUUUUCAGAAAAGCGUUGGCAAAAUCUCCGGUGGUACGGCGGACAGCUGCAGAUCAAGAGACCAGCAAUCCUGUGAAUAAGCAUAGAAGUAGUAGGUAUUGGAUUGAAGAUGAGGGAGACUAUCACAUUCUUCCAUCGGAACAUGUUUGGCUUCCAUCAUCAACUGGCUCAUCAGCUUCUGCAGAUUCAGAAUGUUAUGUUGGUGAAAAAGAUUGUCGACGUUCGGGAGAGAAACGAAGAUGUGCUGCAUGUCAUAUUGUUGCUCACACCAAUUGCUUUUCAUUGCUCGCAAAACUCAAUUUGAACUGUAAAACAACUUUCCGAGAUUAUGCAACAAAGAAGACUCCUUCGAAAGAGAGUACUGAUGGAUUAACCGCUCAUCAUUGGGUUCAUAAGUGGCGCCAUGAAGGAAGAUGCAACACUUGUGCAAAAUCGUUCCAACAAAAAAUGUUUUUCCAAGGGAAAGAAAAGAAAGAAACAAUUGCGGUGACAUGUUCAUGGUGCAAAGAAUCAUAUCAUUUGAAAAACUGUUUUGCACGUGACAAAUUGGAAGAGAGAUGUAACAGAGGAGCUCUCAAGGAAAUGAUUGUUCCACCCACGUGGAUUCUUCGUCUUGCAAACCGUAAACGAAGUAGUCGAACACCAUCACAUCCGAGAAAACACAAAAAAUCUCAUCGACAAUUCGUGGUGAAACCGACAGAUUUAUGGUCAAGCGGACCGUCCCAGCCACUUUUGGUUUUUGUAAAUCCGAAAUCGGGAGGAAAUAAAGGAUCGAAAGCAUUACAUACUCUUUGUUGGCUUUUAAAUCCUCGACAAGUUUUUGAUAUAACCUCACUAAAAGGACCUAAAUUUGGAUUGGAAAUGUUCCGGAAAGUUGUGACACAAUUGAGAAUUCUGGUUUGUGGAGGUGAUGGAACUGUUGGAUGGGUGCUAUCAACACUAGAUAAUCUGAAUUGGCCGGCAUAUCCACCAAUGGCAAUUAUGCCUCUUGGUACGGGAAAUGAUUUGGCGAGAUGUAUGGGAUGGGGAGGUGUUUUCUCGGAUGAGCCAAUCAGUCAACUCAUGCAAGCGAUUCUUCAUGAAACUAUUGUUACACAUUUAGAUAGGUGGCGAAUUGAUGUGGAGCCGAACACUUCUUGUAAUUUGGAAGAGGAAGAUGAUGGAAUGCAGUCAGCACUUCCAUUAACUGUAAUGACCAAUUAUUUUUCGAUUGGAGCAGAUGCACAUGUUGCAUUACAAUUCCAUCAUUCGAGAAGUGCAAAUCCACAAAUGUUGAACUCUCGCCUGAAAAAUCGAAUUGCAUAUGGAGGCCUAGGAACUAUUGAUUUGUUCAAAAGAUCAUGGAAAGAUCUUUGUGAAUAUAUCACUUUGGAAUGUGACGGAGUUGAUGUUACUCCGAGAAUCAAAGAAUUGAAACUUCAUUGCAUUCUAUUUCAUAAUAUCACUUACUAUGCCGGUGGAACAAUCCCAUGGGGUGAAUCUUCUGAUAAUAAACCUAGUUGCUGUGAUGGAAAAGUUGAAGUUCUUGGGUUUACUACUGCUACAUUGGCUGCUCUACAAAUGGGUGGAAAAGGAGAACGUAUUGCACAAUGUUCAAGAGUUCGAGUUAUUACAAAUAAAGCAAUUCCAAUGCAAGUCGAUGGAGAACCAUGUCUUCUUGCUCCUUCUAUAAUCACGUUGGGAUUUCACAGUAAGGUUCCAAUGUUGAAACGGGAAAAGAAGACGCCAUGCACUCCAAAUUUGAUGAGACGAGGAACGAGAUAUGGACAAAAAGAUUCACAAGUUCAAUCAACAUCACUAAUAAUUCAAUUGCCAGUAAUUGUGGUUGGAAGAGCUGAUUACGAUAAUUAUAAGGAUUGUUUUGAACGAUUAAAAGAUACUGCUUACGAAAUUGGAAUCGUGAAUGUUGAAUCAGAAGCCGAACUUGAUUCGGCAAGAGUUCUCAUUCAGAGACUUCUCGUUGAGCACAACUCCCUUCCCUAUGAGCCUGACAAGAAUUGGAGAUUUUUGGAUUAUGUUUCAAAUGCAGAAGAAGGAACAUUUCGAGUUUCUCGUCAACAAGAACAUGUACAAAGUGUUAGUGAUGUGUGUAAUACAGAUGAAUGUCUUUUGAUUCUUGAUCAUGCUUUUCCUUCAAUAACUGAUCGGGAAGCGGUCGAGUUAUUUCAACCACAACAACCUAUUCCAUCUACUUCAACAAGUGCCGCUCCCCGUUACCAUAACUCCCGCCGAAUAUCUGAGACUCUUCGAAUUGUUUUGAGCUCUGACGCUCAAGAAACUCAUUUGUAGGAUUACAAGAAACACUUUUAUUUUGCCAUUUUUUCAUGUGCUAAAUCUGAUUGUAUUUUGAUAUUUCCCAAGUUUUUUUAAAUUUUUAACUUUUUGUUCAAAUCAAUUGCCGAAGAUUGUUAAAAAUUUCAGCAAUUGGCUCAUUUUUUAGGUGAAAUGAUUUAUAAUCAAAAUUAUUUUACAUCGAGAUCUCGUAGUGGAUUUUUUCUGGUUUUUUUUUUCUGAAAUCUUUAUUUAAAAAUUCUUGAAUUUUUUAACUUUCCAGAGUCAUUGGAAAAGCGUCGUACAUUGUAUAUUACAACCGAAUGAUUUUUGUGAUAAAUUUAUUUUAUUGA
Messenger RNA from Caenorhabditis elegans, 3788 nucleotides. RefSeq names its product Diacylglycerol kinase (gene dgk-5). The record is from RefSeq and is marked reviewed. The transcript has 13 exons. NCBI's taxonomy places the organism in Eukaryota, Metazoa, Nematoda, Chromadorea, Rhabditida, Rhabditidae. Gene Ontology annotation, biological process: signal transduction; phospholipase C-activating G protein-coupled receptor signaling pathway. The coding region runs from base 1 to 3453 and encodes 1150 amino acids. Gene Ontology annotation, molecular function: kinase activity; ATP-dependent diacylglycerol kinase activity.